This is a messenger RNA of Marmota flaviventris (yellow-bellied marmot), 987 nucleotides long. Lineage: Eukaryota; Metazoa; Chordata; Mammalia; Rodentia; Sciuridae. The record is from RefSeq and is a predicted model, not a curated record.
AUGGCUGAGGGAGGGUCUGCGCGCAUAUUUAAAAGAAGGCCUAAAGCCAAGGAAUCAAUGUCAAGUCAGGGAGUUUCCAAAGAAUUAUUCCAGAUAUCAGCAGUGUAAAAACACAUUCAAGAUGAGCUCUCAUCCUCCAAACUGAAAAUCACUUGUGCUUGCAAUGAUCACAGGUUAGGGAUGCAUCAGGUCAAACAGAGACAUCUGAAGGAGAUGCCAGUCACUCACAAAUCUACUCCCAUCCUUAGGACGGAUCAAGAAUGGAGUGGACUUGGAAGAAGUGUAGGCUUGAGACCAGUCCUUAAGUCCAACCUUAACCAACACAGUGUGUCCUAUAAAUGUGACACAGAACUGAGACAGUUUUUAAAGAGAAGUAACUUUCAGGGAAGCCACCCAGAGAGAAAAUCUUGCAGGUGUAAUGAAUGUGGGAAGUCCUUCCACUUCCAGUCAGAAUUAAGGUGUCAUCAGAGAUGCCACACCGGAGAAAAGCCCUAUGAGUGCAGUGAGUGUGGAUGAGCCUUUGGUCAUAUCUCAUCCCUGAUUAAACACCAGAGAACUCACAUAGGAGAAAAACCCUACGAGUGCCAGGAGUGUGGCCACACCUUCAGUCAGAGUCCCUCCCUUGUCCUGCAUUACAGGUUCCACACCCAGGAGAAGCUAAAAUGUAACAAGUGUGGGAGGGCCUUUAGCCAGAGCAAACACCAGAGAACUCAUACUGGAGAAAAGCCCUAUGAGUGCAGGGAAUGUGGGAAAACCUUCAGCCAGAGCUCCUCCCUCAUCGCACAUAACAGGUUCCACAGGGAGGAGAAGCCCUACAGCUGCAACGAGUAUGGGAGGGCCUUCAGCCAGAGUGCAUACCUCACUCAGCAUUACAGGUUUCAUACCGGGGAGAAGCCCUACAAGUGCAAUGCAUGUGGGAAGGCCUUUGCCCACCCUGCAUCCCUCAUUAAACACCGGAAGAGUCAUGCUGGGAAACCCCCACCAUGA